Drosophila ananassae is the source of this 2053-nucleotide messenger RNA. Its product is annotated as probable basic-leucine zipper transcription factor R. Lineage: Eukaryota; Metazoa; Arthropoda; Insecta; Diptera; Drosophilidae. The record is from RefSeq and is a predicted model, not a curated record. Bases 674 to 1741 code for a protein of 355 amino acids. The transcript is spliced from 4 exons.
CAAAUAUAAAUACAUUUACAUAUGCUUGGAAAAUAUGAUUUUUAAAUUUUCUCCAGUCUAAGAAGCUGAGAUGUGGAUCUAAUUUCAAUAAAGAGGCUGUUGCGAUUUUGUUAUCUCUAACUAAAAUGCCAUCGCUGAAACACAAACGAUAACACUAUCGAUAACUUGUCAUCCCCAUGCAGAAAAGCAAGAAUGUUUAAAAAUUAAAACUGAAUGCAAAACAACUGUUUUUAUCAGAGGAGCAAGUGUAAGAACACGUUUGGCAUCACGCAUGGUGCUGUUUUCGCCGCUUCCGUUUACCAAGCUGCUAUCGAAAACAUCAAAUACCACUUCCAUUUGCUGCUGACGCAGAAGAAGAAGAAGCAGCAGAAGAGCAACAAAAACAACACGAGCAGCAGUCCAAAUUGUUGCGUAUUGUUUUUUUCAUUUGCUGUCGAGAACGGAUUUCGUGCAAAUUGUGGUGUCCAGCAUAUGCAUAACUUAUGUCUGAUAAAAGUGCGAAGGAAUCAUGUAUCAGUCGUAGUGCGAUCUGCAGCAGCAGGCGCAAAAGAAGAAAGUGAGGCGUGGAGUGGAGGAGCGAUCGAAAAUCAAGCAACGUAUAUAUAUUGAAGCGCUAGCAGGCACGCAACGUGUUCUGACUGCCAUCAGUCAACUCAACGAGCUGUGUUAAACAAUGUCCCAUGGCGAGGAUGUGCUAGACAACUGGGAAGAAAUUGACGAGGCAGGGCUCUCGACGACAUUGCAAACAAAAUUGCAGACAAGUGACGAAAGGCCCGCUAACAAAAUGAAAUUGCUCCAGCGCCCGCAGAGUCUCCAGGAGAGCAAUGCCAGCGCCAGUGCCAGUGGCGGCAAUCCACCGCCUAGGCAAAUAACUAUUGCGCGAAAACCGCCUGUGACGGUGCUAGAGGCUGACCAGCAGGCCCAACCCGUGAUGAUGGUGCUGCACAAAUCGUCGAACGAGUACGAUGCGGCCACCUACGCAACUCCGACCAGUAAUCAGACGGUAAAGAUUCUGCGACGGCCGGCGCAGGCUGAAGAGCGCAGGGACACCAACGGAGUGCGCCCAAAACAGCCGAUUAAAACGCUCAAGCAGCGCGAACAGGAGUAUGCUGAGGCCAGGCUGCGUAUUCUGGGUGCGGCCAAAAAUCCAGAGGAUGAUAAACCACCCGCCACUAGCACCCCAGCUGGUAACAAUAGCACUGCAGCUUCCGUGGCCGCAGUGCCACCUGCCACUCAAGCUGCAGCCAGCAGCAACAACAAUGUGAACAACAACAACGGCAGUCAUCCGGCCUCUGGAAUGCACCGAUCGAGUUCGGCACCCAAGAUGUCUCAGGUGUCACCCAUGUAUAAUAACUACAACAGCUACUUUCCGGGGCCGCACAAUCAGCCUGGUCUGAACUUUUACUACCCGCAGCAGCAGCAACAACAGCAAUCGCCUUCGAUUCAGCCGCAUUACAACCAACGUUUGCCGCCAUACGGAGUUGGCGGAGGGCCUGUGGGAGGCGGUGGGAUGUCGGUCCAGGCGCCGACACAGAACGUGCCAAAUUCCCAGCAGAGCUGGUCGCCCGUAGUUGGUGGCAGUGUGUCGGCCGCCUUGCUGCGUCAGCAGUCGCUGCAAUCACCACAGCAGCAACAGCAGCAGCAGCUUGCUCAGCAUUCGCAUCCUUACAACGACAAUGUCCUUCGACUGCCUAGAGGUCCUUGUCCAAACGGAUCUAUUGGCUUCCAGAUGCGCCGGUAACAGACUGCAGCAAUGGAACGUGGUGUCUCUAAUUCAACAGCUUCUAUUAUCAUCUUGGUACAUUGAUUCCAAAUGCAUGUUUUUAUAUAAAACACCACUGAAAACCACCCAAACAAUUCAUUUUGAGAUUCUGUGGCAUUAAACAUUGUGACGUUUACGUGUUGCUUUAUCCACAGGUUGAACACAAGCAUCAACAAAUUAUCUAAAACAAAUUUUAUGACGGACUAUGGUAGAUAUUUUGUAAAUUUACAACUCACACCACACAAUUUUGUAUAAUGCGUACUAAUAAAAUAAAAUUAUUAUUUUAAAAUA